This is a messenger RNA of Xiphophorus couchianus (Monterrey platyfish), 3704 nucleotides long. RefSeq names its product protection of telomeres 1 homolog (gene pot1). The coding region runs from base 1002 to 3491 and encodes 829 amino acids. Gene Ontology annotation, molecular function: G-rich strand telomeric DNA binding; telomerase inhibitor activity. The record is from RefSeq and is a predicted model, not a curated record. The transcript is spliced from 20 exons. Lineage: Eukaryota; Metazoa; Chordata; Actinopteri; Cyprinodontiformes; Poeciliidae. Gene Ontology annotation, biological process: telomere capping; regulation of telomere maintenance via telomerase. Gene Ontology annotation, cellular component: nuclear telomere cap complex; chromosome, telomeric region.
AUUUUUAGCUGUAGAUUUUUGAUCCACUUUUCUCCUCUUUUUUCAGUAAGUUUUUAAAAUUUAACUCCCUUGUGACCAACUACCUUCGAAACACGAAAAUAAUGUUUAUCUUUCUCUCUAUUAGAACGGUUGGAACAACCGUACAGGACACAGACUUUAGGCAUUUUGAUGCUGGAUCAACACAAAUAAAUGGGCUGCAUUUAGUUCGGCCCUCUAUCUACAUUGGGUGAUGUCAGUGCUACAUAAUCUGAAACCCAGCAAUACCAAAAACAAACAUUUCCCACACAAAAAAGUACGCAAAAACACCAAAACAGAACAGUCUGUUACAUUAUGUUGUCAGGCUUGAUGUUUAUAUAAACAUAUAUAAUCACAAUAUAUAUGUUUAUAUUGUGGUUAUUAAUAUAUUUUCUGCUGAACACAGCGGCAGUUGAUUAACUGAUUUAAACAUCUGCUCUACUGAUGACUUGGUGUGUGGGUUGUCCCACAAACUUUUUCCUCACUUGUUAAAUGUGAAACCUUUUAACCUUAUUAUCUAUGGCUGUCAUAGGGUUGAAUUAACAGCUAAAUAUUGCGUCCUUUUUUCAGAUUCUUUGCAUGAUUGUAGUAUUUUUCUGACCACCGAUAUUCCUGACUCAAUAGAUAGCAAUGGCGCGUGUGUGGCGCACAAUAAAUCACGUAAUGUCCAGUCCAGUAAUAUACAGUACAUCCAUCCAUAUAUAUAAAUGCUGCUGCCUCAGUGCUCUGUCCUUCUCUCGCACAUGCCACUUAGCAGUAGGUGUCAGGUUGCAUUGUGUUGCAUUCUAUGUUGUCGGGAAAAAUGGAUUCAUGCGCUUACUGUCCUAUUUGCCAUAACUAUUUAUUAUGCUUUGGUUGUUUUUUUCUUUGACUAAAUGUGGAUUGUAUAGCUUAUUUCGUCUAAGUUUAUAUUUAUAGUUUCAAAUCUUCUAUCUUAAAGUAGUGGUUUGUGUUUUCCAUUUUUAAGUUUUGGUUUCCUUGUGCGCAUGCGCAUCGGAGGAAUUUCCUGCCUGUUCGAAACCAGGGGAGGGAAAGCAGUUAUUUCCUGUAGACGUCACCAUAACAUCAUGAUCGUGUAUGUUAUGUCAGAGGGGUUGGGGCCAGGCUCCCAGGUACCAUCACACCUGACCAGGAUUCCCAUGGCUCUUCUCUGCCCAAACACUAACUGCAACAACAAAACAGUCAAGGGUGAAGUGAUUCAUAAAGGGCCACUUGUGACGGUAGCAACUGGUGACUUGAUCCUGAAAAUCAUCAUUCAUGAAGAAGAUACCAUGCAGAGUGUCGACUGCCAGAGAAUGUCCAUAAACCUGAUAAUUUUUGGAGCAUUAGCUGAGAGCGUCAGCCACAGAGUCAACCCAGGGGACAUACUCUGGGUGUCUGGCUUCACUGUGGGGAAAUCUCCAACAGCGAAUAAGGACAAGCUCCACCCCUGUAACUUGCUGCUGUCAGAAGAGGAUGCAUGCAUCUAUAUUUCCAAGCAGAGACCUCCUAAGCCCAGAUCCUCAUUGGCCAGCAGGGGGAGCUCCUUGACUCCUGCUGAGGAUCUCAGGACCCCUAGAGCUCCUAGGUACACAUACGUGCGGCUGGAUGAGCUGAAGAACAUGGCGGUGGUGAAUGUCUAUGGAGUGGUGGUGUUCUUCAAGCAACCAUUUAAGAGCCGUGGCACAGAUUACUGCUCCAGCCUGAAGAUCACCGAUCAGACUGAGCAUAAGAUCGGCUGCACCAUCUUCUGUGAGAACCUGGAGGACCACCCCAGAAUCUUUCAGACCGGAGACAUUGUCCGUAUGCACAGAGUCAAGGUGCACCCCUACAACAACUCCCUCACAUUAGUCAACACGUUCGGAUUCUCUGUGGUGACAUUUAGCGGCACAGUUGGUGGCGGUAUGGAGCCUCGGACAUCUAGUAAAAACUUCCAGUUGGACGAAGACGACCGGCGCACCGUAGAGGAGCUGCGGGCCUGGGCUGCCUGCCAGGCUCUGCUUUCCUCAGUGUCUGCUGCUGUCCCUCUGUCUGCCGUCCAGCCUAACACCUACUUUGACCUCAUCUGCCAGCUGCUGGCCAAAGCCUCCAUUGACUCCACCUGCACACUGCUCAGGGUCUGGGAUGGAACCAGAUGUCCUCACGCUCUGCUGAAAGUCAUUGUUGAGCCAAACAGCACAGAAGGGCCAUCUUCUUUCUCCAAACACAAAGAGAGCCACAUUGCAAACGUCCUUGUGUACGACAACCACGUGGAGUUUUCCAAACACCUAAAGCCUGGUGCCUUUUUGAGAAUCUAUAACCUCCAAGCAAUCCCGGGAUCCAGUAAAGUGCCGGACAUCACUAGCAGCCAGCCUGUGGAGUCGGAUCAUCUGGCCUUCCACCUCCACGGAGGAACGUCAUACGGGAGAGGCAUUCGGCUUCUGCCAGAAAACAGCCCAGAUGUGCAGGAACUCAGGAGAGCCAUGGAGGCGUUCUUAGACCACCAAGACGAAGACGUUUCUGAGCUGAACGACUCUGAGCUGCUGGAGGUCUGGAGCACUCCACCAGAGUUUAUAGAUGGUGAUGUGGUGGACUGUAGAACUGAGCGGUGCUGUGACCACCAACUGCAGCUGGUGACUCUGACCCAGGUGAAGCAGAAUACUGAUGGCCAGACUCACCAUGUUCGAGCCCAGAUAGUCUCUUAUGAACCCCGCCAGCUGCACCGCGCCCUCAAACUCUUCUGCUGCAGCUGUUCAGCAAUUAAGGACGUCCCAGAUGAAGAGCUGCUGGCCGGGAUCUUCUCUGAAGCAACCCGACGUCCUACAGCCUGUACUCCUCCUCCAUGGGCGCUGUCUGGACAUAUGGACCUACCAGGAGACGCCUCAGCAUCCAAACCCAGUGUUCACCUGUCCACCAAGCUCAUGACGGAGGGCAAAACUGAGCAGCUCAUCUUCCUCAUGGGGUGCUCUCUGGAGGAGACACAGCACCUGUCAUCUGCUUACCCCAACGUUGUUCCAGUGGCGCCAUCUUGUGGCCAGCUGGCCCUGCUGGACCUGACCGCACCUUUCCUGUUCAGAGGAGCAAACAGACACUAUGGGUGUAAGUGGUGCUCUGAGGCUGCAGUGAGGGAGCCGAGUGCUGCAGGAGUGGAGCAGAUCGAUGAGACGAUAAUCGCAGAGACCCUCGGCGUGCAGCCGCUGCAGCUGGUCUUGCUGUUGAAAUUGCAGCUGCAGGAUGCCACGGACACUCUGGACGUCUACCUAUGGAGACAUGCCGAGCUUUUCUUCAAUGUGGCAGCAACAGAUAUCUCAACCAAUCAGGAGGCUCAAAACAGCAUUCAUCAGACCAUGGAUACACUUUGUCCAGCGGAAGGCAGCAUAGGUGAGCGGCCAUGGCUCGACCUGUGUCUCAUGGCGUACCAGACAGAGGGUGAGGAGAGGCAGAGCCAGACCUGCUACCAGAUCUGCAAUACUGUGGUCAUCAAACCCUGCUGUAAAGGUCCAGACAAUGCACAAUGAAGCACAAUGGACCCGUCUGGACUGGACUGGACCUGAAGCACAGCACCUAACAUUCAAACACAUCAAGUGUUCUGUCUUCUGAGCUGCUUGGUGGGAAACCUGUUCCGUGCACUGAUGGGAUGCUUUCUGUUUAUUUCCAUCCCAAAGUUUUCUCCACCAUUCACCAUAGUGAUGUAAUGAUUUUCUAAUAAAAGUAUAAUCAGUCAUCUUGAA